GUGUAGGCGGUUGGCUACUGCCCCAGUGUUCAACUACAAAUAUCAGACACUGCACACAGUAAACAUCUUUUUUAAGGACCAGCCAGCAGAGAGACACAAAGAGAGAUCAUACCUGCCAGCAUGGGACAGAAACUGAGGGGACACACUCUGCCAGCUGAGGCUGCCUGCAGGGAUUCAAUGAUAGAUAUAGGACGGGACGAGUCUGUGCUCAUCCUCAUCAAACACUGCCAGGACAUGAAGCAACAGGAGACGCGCCUCAGACUCAUCACCCUGAUCCUGCUCCUCACAUGUAUGGCACUGCUCAUUUACACCACCAGUUCCGGUUUAAGGCAGCAUGAGGAGUCUGGCUCCCGUGGACAAGGGAGUGCAGUUGAGCAAAGAGCACCAUACUCUAGACAAGAGACAUUGUUUCCUGAAGAUAAACAGACCAGACUGCGCAUUCAUCUCAGGCCCCCAAGUCCAACCAACAAGACCAAAAUGAGUGAUGGACAGUACUUUGAAUGGGAUGUCGACUUUGGUAAAUAUUACAACGAAAAGACACGUGCCAUUGUGAUUCCUGCAUCGGGCAUCUAUUUUGUCUAUGUGAGGAUUACUUUAAGCUGCCAUGGUGAGGAAACUCAAAACUUACAGUUGUUCAGUCUACGACUGCGCUGCUGGAAUGAACGUUACACCAAACAAAGGCAACUGACAGAUGCCAAGGAUGAUGUAGAGUGCACUCAAGACAGGUCAAAGAGUGUGUUUGUGGGGCAGCUUUUUGAUUUAAACGAAGGAGAUCAUCUGAGUGUAUGGAUUGAAAAGGGCUACAAACUGAUAAAAACAUCAUCAUUUGGUGCAUUUCUAGUAUAGAGAAUUCAAUCUUAAUAAUGUAUCUCCCACAGAAAACACUGCUUAUGCACUGCCUGACACACCUCAUUUGUACUUAUACUUCCUUUAUAACAUCACAUCGUAACAGGCACCACCUAUAGGCUAGGUGACAGUCCAGUCCCUAGUGAAUCUACGCAGUGGGUGGUGCCUGCUCAGGAAUACGGAAGCUGACUAAGGGGGGCGGGACCUUAAAGAAAACAGUGUGUCAGACAGAGGGUGGAUAGAGGAGCUGCAGAAAUGGCAGACACCAUUGGAGAAUGUAAAGACCCUCCAAAUACAAGUAUUAACCUGAAAAUGAGAAAAAUGUGACCUCUUUAAAGUACUUCCUGUUAAUGCUUAAAUUAAAGCUGCAGUGGGCGACAUGAACGCACGCAAUGCAAAACCUUCUUCAUCUUUGUCUGCUGCCUCGCGUCAUUCUGCUCUGAUGUUUUUAUUUUGCACUUUCUUUUUCUCUCUUCUCUUCCAAGGUCUCCCUUCUUUCGGGUUGUUUUUAACUAUACGCUGUUUUCGGUGAAGGAGGUACUGGAAAUUUAUCACAAGUUGCAAUAGCUCUUGACAUUAAUUUGGAGAGCAACACACCAAGACAUGGUUGCUGUGAUUGGCUUGUUACAUCCUAGCUAACCCUGACUGGUUGUUUGAUUCAGACUGGGUACAUAUUUCCCAAAAUCUAAAUACAAAGGGGCAAGCACUCCAUUUUUUCCCCCUUUAAAUUAAAUAUUCUUAGUGACAUGCAAUGCCUAAAAUUAGUUAGUUAAUAAUUUAUAUUAAUAAUUAAUAAUGAUAAUUUAGUAAUAUUGUCUGCUGUAGUUUUAACUGAGUAUUCAGGGUUAGAAGAUAUGCAGUGUAUACAGAAGGGUGACAAAUUACAGGAAGUGUCUUAGUAAGAUGUAUUUCCACUAAGUGUCCUUGAUAUAGAUGCUACUGGAGGGAUGAAUGCCAUUCUUCCAAAAGAUAUUCAGUGGAUGGCAGUGGAGAGGUGGUCUUUCUUAAAUCUCCCAUAGUUCAUCCGGAUUGAGAUCUAGAGAGAUCUGAGUAAACAUCUCAAUUCCUUUAUUCAGGGUGCUACUUCAACUUGUGAUUGGUUUGGAUAUGUAAAGUAUAUAUGCAUAUAUGCACUUGAGCAUUGUUUUUUUAAGUGAUAUGUCACAGCCUCUACUGUGUUAAAAAAAAUCCAUCAUCUUUGAAGCUUUGCAUUAGCUUUGUUUGAGCAUGCUAAACUGGACAAAAACUUAAAUGGGGUUUUGAAUGAAGUGCUGGAAAUAUACUCCCUUAAUAAAACAAGAUUACGGCUGUUUCUUUUCAGAUAAACCAUUUUUGGUUCUAAAAGUUUUUUUAAACUAUUUAUAAUAACAGUUUUUGCCUACUGUUAGCUUUCACUUAAACCUUGUAUAACUAGUUCUGGUAAUUACUGUGCAAUUCUGCAGAAAUUACGCAGCUUAUUUUCAACAUCAAUUCAAGACUCCAGUCAGAAACAUUGGUAGACUUCCAUGGCAGAACCUAAAGUUAGUAUGUCAAGAUUGUAAGAAAACUGCAAAGUUUCACACAGUGUUGUUAUGUGAAAAGUGCCCAUAUAUUGUGUGUACUCAGGGAUUAUUUUAGAAUGACAGAGCAGAUGGACUAACAUUAAGAAUUUUGAAUGCAUGUGAACAAAAAUAAUUUAUGGUUAGUGCUUUUUGCUUCUACUUCUAAGCAUCACUUUAAUAAUCUAUAAUAAUAAUAUAUUAUAUGUAUAUAUAAUAAUCUAUCGCCACACUUCGGACAAGAAAAUACCUUUCCUUGUUCAGUUACUUCAGUUUGACUGUAUUAAAUGUAGUCAUGAGACUACAUUACUUUUUAACUGUAAUGUAUUAUUUUUAUUGGUCUUCAUUGGCUUUUAAAUCAGUAUUUGACCAAUUAUAAUGCUGUUACAUUACACUCCCAUUGUUGUAUUAUGUAUUUAAGCAAAUUUUUGGUAUUGCCUUUUUUUAUCAUAUGGCUUGUAUCAAACCCCUGUCUGUCAGAGCUGAGUGAAAACUAAGUUUGCUAUUGGACUCUGAAAAUAAAAUUGAUUUGAAUACAUAACACAGACCUGCUGUCACUUUUUGGGAAAAUACAGAGCAAGUAAACUUUACCUAACUUUACUCUACUCAUCACAUCAGUGACUGUUGCCUCCAAGAAUCUUUCAGUAUGGAUUUAGCUACAGUGACAUGUAAAUUUUCAUUCGGCACACACCAGUGACAUAACAGUACCAACAGUCAGCACUGUAUGUCAGUAAAUAAUCGUCAUAAGUGGUAUUUUGUAUUGUGGUAGUGGGGAGUGGUAUGCAGGUUUCAGGGGAACAGGAGUGACAUAGACCUAUCUCCAAACUGCCCUUUUUAUCUAAAAUCCUUGAAAAGAUUGUCGCGGACCAGCUCCUGAAGCUGGUAGAAGGUCAUAGAAUCUUUGACAAAUUCCAAUCUGGUUUUCGCCAAAAACAUAGCACCGAGACAGCAUUACUGAGAGUGUCUAA
Molecule: messenger RNA, 3352 nt
Organism: Morone saxatilis (striped sea-bass)
Lineage: Eukaryota; Metazoa; Chordata; Actinopteri; Moronidae
Product: tumor necrosis factor ligand superfamily member 15
Exons: 4
Coding region: 121-846 (241 amino acids)
Biological process (GO): immune response
Cellular component (GO): membrane
Molecular function (GO): tumor necrosis factor receptor binding
Source: RefSeq, a predicted model, not a curated record